This is a messenger RNA of Lineus longissimus, 1092 nucleotides long. Its product is annotated as protein mago nashi homolog. Gene Ontology annotation, cellular component: exon-exon junction complex; catalytic step 2 spliceosome; nucleus. The record is from RefSeq and is a predicted model, not a curated record. Lineage: Eukaryota; Metazoa; Nemertea; Pilidiophora; Heteronemertea; Lineidae. The coding region runs from base 6 to 464 and encodes 152 amino acids. Gene Ontology annotation, biological process: RNA splicing. The transcript has 5 exons.
UCAAGAUGGCGCGACACGCUGCUGGUGGAACCGACUUUUAUUUGCGUUAUUAUGUUGGCCACAAAGGCAAAUUUGGUCAUGAAUUCCUCGAAUUCGAGUUUCGCCCCGAUGGAAAACUACGUUAUGCAAAUAACUCCAACUACAAGAAUGACACAAUGAUCAGGAAAGAGGCUUACGUUCACAAGUCUGUGAUGGAAGAACUGAAGCGUAUCAUAGAAGAUGCUGAGGUGAUGCGUGAAGAUGAUUCCCUGUGGCCUGCACCAGACAGAGUUGGUCGCCAGGAACUGGAGAUUGUAAUUGGUGAUGAGCACAUCAGUUUCACAACUUCUAAGAUUGGGUCGUUGGUAGAUGUACAUCAGAGCAAAGACACAGAAGGCCUGCGUACAUUUUACUACCUUGUGCAGGAUCUCAAGUGUUUAGUGUUCUCACUCAUCGGACUUCACUUCAAGAUCAAGCCCAUAUAAGUGACAUUUUCAUUCAUUGUGGUGACAACAGCAAAGACAUUUUUCAUCAAAUGAUCAAACAAGUGGGGCGUAGAAUAUCUCGACAUUGAAUAGCUAUGAAAACUGACAAAACCCUUACAAUUAUGGAGCCAGGAACUGGUUUACUUUUAACUUAACAACUGACUGAUCAUGUUUCUUCAGUCCUACUUAUAAAGUUCCAUGUUCCGGUAUUGUGCACAGUAACUGCAAGUGUGGUUCAACUGAGGUCCUCCAAGUUCAACCUGUUUUAAAAAAGUUCACUGCCACCAAGUAGCCCUGUCUUCGGCUUUUUCACUGUUCUCCUGCAGCUGUAUGUUGACGUAGUUGUGGUUUGAUUGUAUCAAUUUAAAAAAGAUUUAUUCCUGUUGUCUACUCUAAGCAACUCUUAUGAUGUUUCUUGUUAUUCUGAUCAUGAUGACCUUGGAAUGUCCUGUAUGUUCCUUGGAUGGAUUCAGGUAUUUGCAAUUUAAUCUCACUUCUCAAGAGUUCACAUACUGGCUUGCUGGUGACUGCUUUAACUGGGAUGACGACUUAUCAACCAAGGUUUGCUGCGCUAAGAAAUGUGUUGUCAAAUAUUUUAGAUGUGAACAAUAAAGGUCAACUUUUACUA